Messenger RNA from Globicephala melas (long-finned pilot whale), 2301 nucleotides. RefSeq names its product methyltransferase 1, tRNA methylguanosine (gene METTL1). Gene Ontology annotation, cellular component: tRNA methyltransferase complex. Gene Ontology annotation, biological process: RNA (guanine-N7)-methylation; tRNA methylation. NCBI's taxonomy places the organism in Eukaryota, Metazoa, Chordata, Mammalia, Artiodactyla, Delphinidae. Gene Ontology annotation, molecular function: tRNA (guanine(46)-N7)-methyltransferase activity. The record is from RefSeq and is a predicted model, not a curated record.
UCGGUGGAUAAACCCGGGCUGGGGAUCAUGGCGGGAACAGAGACUGGGGACGCCGCAGCAGGAGCCGAGGCCCCUCAGCCUCAGAAGCGCUACUAUCGGCAGCGGGCUCACUCCAACCCCAUGGCGGACCAUACGUUGCGCUACCCUGUGAAGCCAGAGGACAUGGAUUGGUCUGAGCUAUACCCAGAGUUCUUUGCUCCACUGACUCAAAAUCAGAGCCACGAUGACCCAAAAGAUAAGAAAGAAAAGAGAGCUGAAGCCCAAGUGGAGUUUGCAGACAUAGGCUGUGGCUAUGGCGGCCUGUUAGUGGAACUGUCACCGCUGUUCCCAGACACGCUGAUUCUGGGUCUGGAGAUCCGGGUGAAAGUCUCAGAUUAUGUGCAAGACCGGAUUCGGGCCCUACGAGCGGCUCCUGGAGGUGGUUUCCAGAACAUCGCCUGUCUCCGUAGCAAUGCCAUGAAACACCUUCCUAACUUCUUCCGCAAGGGCCAGCUGACAAAGAUGUUCUUCCUCUUCCCUGACCCACAUUUCAAGCGGACAAAGCACAAGUGGCGAAUCAUCAGUCCCACGCUGCUGGCAGAAUACGCCUACGUGCUGAGAGUUGGGGGGCUGGUAUACACCAUAACUGAUGUGCUGGAGCUACAUGACUGGAUGUGCACCCAUUUUGAAGGGCACCCCCUGUUUGAGCGCGUGCCUCUGGAGGAGCUGAGUGAAGAUCCCAUUGUGGGACAUCUGGGCACCUCGACCGAGGAGGGGAAGAAAGUUCUACGCAAUGGAGGAAAGAAUUUCCCAGCUAUCUUCCGAAGAAUACAGGAUCCCACCUUCUAGGCAGUGACCCCCAAUCCUACCCUUCCUGAUCACUGACUUUGCCUUUGCUGACUUUGCCUUAGUUGGACCCCAUCUUCCAGGGACUGGAAAGAAGACUGGGCCCUUGGACCUUCCGAGCUGAGCCUCCUAGGGCUGAGCGGCAACAGUCUCUCAAAGAAGUUGAGGAGCUGCCCAGGGCAGAACCCUGGAGUUCAUGACCACCCCUGACUCCUCUCACCUUCUCACCCUUCCAGUGGCAGCAGAGAGCAAAAGCAGCUGACUGGGAAGGUCACAAGACCUUGGACCAGAAGGGAUCUUUGGAAGGGAGUGGAAUCUUGCUCUCCCUUAGCAGUCCCUUCUCCUGGGAUUUCUCCUUCUCAGCUGGAGUGAAGAACGCAGUUCUCCACUGUCCAUCUAAACUGCCUUCUAAGCUCAAAUCACCUGCCCACUCGUGUUUACUUUGCAGUUCAGGGGGUAACGUGUAUGUGUGCACAUCCCAUGCUGCUGUUUCUCAGGAAAGGCUAGAGUGUGUAUCACUCCUGUCCUCUCCCUGCCUAAGACUUGACCUGGGGAAUCUGUGUUCCGUUUAUUGUUACUGUCUCUGGAGAUCCUGGGAGGGUGUGGUGGUGGAGACCCUCUCCUUCUUCAUGUUGACCUUUGCUUUGAUCCCAGAACUUCAGAGCUGUCUUGCUGACACAGAGCCUGCCAGGGCCGGGGGCGCGGGAGUGAGGAGCAGAGGUGAACUGGGGAGGAUUCUGAGGCUAAAAGUGGAAAGGGGCUGCUGACUAGAAAGCCCCACAAAGGGGACUGAGUCAGCUGGCGAUUCAGAGCACUCGCUUAGCCCUUGCUCUGUCCAGGAGCCCAGAUAAAUCUCUCAACUUUUCUCAUUUGCAAAAAGUUCCUUCAUUUGUGCUCCUCAAGCACCAAAUUACCAAGACUGGAGGGACAGGGCUUGUUGACAGAAGAGACCCAGCCCCCUUCCCAAGGAAUAAAGAUGAAGGCUCCUGGAACCAUCUUAACCCGUUAACCCACCUGCUAUCUGCCCAGUGUCAGGUACGGGGGAGGGGGAGAUGUAAUGCAGGAAAAUUGUGCUCACAUACCAAAAAGGUGCAUCCCGAUGAGCCUGGAAUCUGAGGACAGCUACAGCUGUGCCUCUCCCCUGCUUCCCUUCCCGGAGGAGCUGGAGGAUGGGGAAUUCCUGAGGAUGGGCCCCAGUGGGCCUGAGGAAGUGAUGGGAAUACCAGGGACCCAGCCUGUAUCUUGGUCACCUAAGCCUCACCAAAUAGCCUUUCCGAGGAAGAGAUCUUUAGGCUGCUGGACUAGGGCACCAGCCCGGGAGGAGAAGCCUCCCCUCCCAAGAUGGUCAUUGCAACAUGAGGUCCACGGGAGCCUCUGUGGCAGCUCCGGCCCCGCCUACGAUUCCUGGGUGCUCAUCCCCAGCACAGACCACUCAGGAGAGGGGAUUGGCUGAGGAGCUUGAAGAGGGGGCGUCGC